GGAGUUGCAGACUCUCCAUCCUCAGUGUCAGCAGUGCAGCAGGCUCCCUCGGGCUCCUGAAAGCAUGGCAGUGAAGUUCGGGGCCCUCCUGCUGGCCCUCGCACUGGGCCUGGUCCAGCUGGCCUGUGCCCGCCGCAAGGUGCUGCUGCUUCUGCUCGACGGCUUCCGCUCCGACUACAUCAGUGAUGAGGCCCUGGAGUCGCUGCCCGGUUUCACAGAGAUUGUGAGCAGGGGAGUGAAAGUGGAUUAUCUGACCCCAGAUUUCCCCAGUCUCUCAUAUCCCAAUUACUACACCCUCAUGACAGGCCGUCAUUGUGAGGUGCACCAGAUGGUCGGGAACCACAUGUGGGACGCCAGUACCAACACGUCCUUUGAGAUCGGUGUCAACAGGGAGAGUCUGAUGCCUCUCUGGUGGAACGGGUCAGAGCCUCUGUGGGUCACUCUGACCAAGGCCAAGAGGAAGGUCUACAUGUACUACUGGCCAGGCUGCGAGGUUGAGAUUCUUGGUGUCAGACCUACUUACUGCCUAGAAUAUAAAAAUGUCCCAACGGAUAUCAAUUUUGCCAAUGCUGUCAGUGAUGCUCUUGACUCGUUCAAGAGUGGCCGCGCUGACCUGGCAGCCAUAUACCAUGAGCGCAUCGAUGUGGAAGGCCACCACUAUGGCCCUUCAUCUCCUCAGAGAGAGGACGCCCUCAAGGCUGUGGACACAGUCCUGAAGUACAUGACCACGUGGAUCCAGGACCGGGGCCUGCAGGACAACCUGAAUGUCCUCAUUUUCUCAGACCAUGGAAUGACGGACAUCUUCUGGAUGGAUAAAGUGAUUGAGCUGAACAAGUACAUCAACCUUGACGACCUGCAGCAAGUGAAGGACCGCGGGCCUGUCGUGAGCCUCUGGCCGGCCCCUGGGAGACACUCUGAGGUAUAUAACAAGCUGAGCGCUGUGGGACACAUGACUGUGUACGAGAAGGAAGCCAUACCAAGCAGGUUCCACUAUAAGAAAGGGAAAUUUGUCUCUCCUUUGACGUUGGUGGCUGACGAAGGCUGGUUCAUAGCUGAGGCUCGGGAGACGCUUCCGUUUUGGAUGAACAGCACUGGUAAGCAGGAAGGCUGGCAGCGCGGGUGGCACGGGUAUGACAACGAGCUCAUGGACAUGCGUGGCAUCUUCCUGGCCUUCGGACCCGAUUUCAAGUCCAACUUCAGAGCCGCUCCGAUCAGAUCAGUGGAUGUCUACAAUGUCAUGUGCCAUGUGGCAGGCAUCGCCCCCCUACCCAACAAUGGGUCCUGGUCCCGCGUGCUGUGCAUGCUGAAGGGCCCGGCCAGCGCCGCCCAGCCAGGCCCGCCGAGCAGCUGCGUCCUGGCCCUGAUUCUGCUCCUACUGUUUGCAUAACUGAGCGCUGCUUGUCCCAAAACACUGUCAGAAAGUCUGCCUCCAAAGUGGAAUGAUUUUCAUUUUCUGUGUAAAUAAUAGCUUAAUUAACACAAUCAAGGCCAUAAAAAUCGUAAAUUUAUUAUUUUUGGAUGAUUCCAUACAUGAAAGCUCCUACUUCUUUAAAAAAAAAAACUUUGUUUUUCCCAAAGGGAGGAAAAAUCCUAGCCUUUCAUUUGUUCAGCUAAUUUUUCCCUUUCUUUUCAUAUAGUUACUCAGGAUGAACUAUCUGAGCAGAGGCCUGCUCCUGCAGCAGCCUCUCUGAGAGGACACUGCAUGGUCAUUCCGGGCCCCUCUCCGUCCUGCCUUGUACAAAGUGGCCCUCAGGCCUCAUGUCUGUUCCCUGGCCACUCUCAAGAGCUGUCCUCAGGGUCUGUUGCCAUAAUCUUGGACUAUGAGAGCAAAAGUUACUGUUUGUUUCUGACCCAGAUUGUGGAAUUUUUUCAUUGCAUACAAAGUCCCAGAAAGGAUGUUAUCUUAGCAUGAAUCACCCCCAAUCAAACAAAAAAAAUUACUAAUCAUUGAAGAAUUCAUAAAACAAGGAGAACGAAAGAUGUGGGUCCCCCUCCCUAAGUCUGAGUGUACAGAAGCCUCCAAUAGAUAUGGCCUUCACCUUGCACAGUACACCAUGGUCCAAAGCAUGCUGACAGAUGGAUAGGUUGUCUGCCCGCCCACCCAUCUGCCUGUGUGGUGUGUCCCCAGACAGUGCCACACUUUGGCUCUGGAGUCAGGGACAUCUGAUGCGUCAUUACAGGCCCAGAAGGGGGUGUUUCACUGAUGAGAACAUGGAUGUGGCAGCAGGCUCUCAGGUCCUUGCUUGGAACAGUGAUGUAUUAAACACAGGUUUUACACACCGUAGUCCUGAAGCAAGGCUUGCUGAACUACGGCUGAGAGAGUCUUAAAAGUGACACAGAAUGCCUAAAGAAUGGUGGUGGGUGGGGAAUGGGAACCGGGUCCUGGUUCUAACUAACCAGGCAUUUUUGAUGAUCGGGAAAAAAGUUUGGUCACAAUGCCACCUCAGAGACCUAAGUUCUUUAGAAACCCUUGAGGAGAACCACUGAGCCUGAGUUGGAAUAGUUGAGUUUAGUCACCUAAGUCUGCUGUGAGAGGACUCGUACAACAAGGGACAACUGUAUUUCCAGGUGACAAGCCAUCGCUAUAGGGUGUCCAUAAAGUUCGUGUGCAAUUUACUACCUUAACCUAUUUUAAAUGCACGUGGACUUUAUGGACACCCGGUAUACAUGUUUCCUGCUGUUGCCCUGAAGACACAUCUGCCCUACACAGGGCACAGCCCCAAGUGAGAUUUUUUGUAAGGAAAAGGCAAUACCCCAGGUCUCCCCAGAUGACGAAGGCUUUAUGUGGUGUUUUCCCUUGAAAAUGAUUCAGCAACGUCUUGAAUGGUGACAACAAAGGAUCACUGCUUACCAAUACUGCAUUUACCUGCACAAAGGAGUUCUAAGGAUUUAUGUAAUGUGUUUUUAAAGCUCCAGCAAAGCAUCGAAUCAGUUGGAAAGAAGGCAAAUCGGCCUUUGUUAUCUGGCUGAAAGCAAAUCAGCACCUUCAAAACCUGGGCAGUAGUUGUUGAAAAAGACGUCUAUUGUUCAAAGUUUCUUUUUCCUUAAAGGAUAGUGUCCCAGUAAGUCUGGUGGGGCGCUAACUCUUGAUUUUUCUCUUUCUCUCUCUCUCUUUCUUUUUUAUUUUUUUUUUUGAUUCAGAGUCUCAUUCUGUCAUCCUGGAUAGAGUGCCGAGGCACCAUAGCUCACAGCAACCUCAAAUUCUUGGGCUCUAGUGAUCCUCUUGCCUCAGUCUCCCAAGUAGCUGGGACUAUAGGUGCCCACCACCAUGCCUGGCUAGUUUUUCUAUUUUUAGUAGAGACAGAGGUCUCACUCUUGAUCAGGCUAGUCUUGAAAUCCUGAGCUCAAGUGAUCCUGCCUCGGCCUGGGAGUAAAGGAGCCACCCAGUCUAGCUUUUCUCGCUUUUCUUUCUUUUCUUUCUUUCUUUUUUGAGAUAGGGUCUCACUAUGUCACUGUCAGUACCGUGCUGUGGCAUCACAGCUCACAGCAACCUCAAACUAUUGGGUGUAAAUGAUUCUCUUGCCUCAGCCUCCCAAGUAGCUGGGACUACAGGUGCCCACCAUCUUUCUUUCUUUUUAAAGACUCACUCUGUCACCCAAGCUAGAGAGCAGAGGCAUGAUCACAGAUCACUACAGCCCUAAACUGCUGGGCUCAAGUGAUCCUCCCACCUCAGCCUACUGAAUGGCUGGGACUAUGGGCACAUGCCACCAUAUUUUUUUGUAGAGAUGAGGUCUUGCUAUGUUUCCCAGGCUGGUCUCAAACGCCUAACCUCAAGCAAUCUUCCUGCCUCGGCUUCCCAAGGUGUCAGGAUUACAGGUGGGAAUCACCUUGCCCAGACUUGCACAGUUUUGCAUUUGAUUUUUCUGCUCUGCCAUUUUCCUCCUUCACUCCUAGAAAAUCUGCAAGUUACAUAAUAAAAUUUUACAUUUUUUUGGAAAAAGUAUCAGUCAAUAAAUGAUGCUGAAAAAGCGAAUAAGAAUUAGGUAUAAAAGGAAUCAUGAAUACUGGUAAAUAAUAAAGAAAAUUCAGACAUUGAGUGGAAACAAAACCUUUUUGCCUUAAAUAAUUCAUACAUGUGAAUGGCUUGAUUAUUUGGUUAAAAUUUAUUCCUUUUUAUUUUUGUUUUAAAGUUAAAUUGUUCUCCUUAAGAAAAUUCUAUUUUCUCUAAAUGUGUUUCGUUCUGCAGGAGCAAAAUUUGCUAGGAAUAUGCGUAUUUAUAGACACCUUUCCUCCUGGAUUAUUUUACAACUUCCCUGCUAAUUCCAGGAGGAAAAUAAUUGGGUUGACCAACCAAAGAUAAAAGAAAAGAAUGAUCUUUAAAUUAAGGAUGAGCUGAACAGAUGCCUUUCCUGCCUGUGUGCCUAAUCUCCACAAACUAAUCCAAUUAAGUUCUGGAGAAGUGAGCCUAAACCAGAAUAGGCUCAGGGAAUUCUUCUGAACCCACAAGAGUCUUGAAUUAUAAAGUCCCAGUUCUCUGUAUCGUUAAAGGGACCUUGGAAAUCCACUUCAGAUCUUAGUUUAGUCAUAGAGGAUAGUUUGCAAACUUUCUGGGCUUUUAAGCAUUGUCCAAUUCACCUCCUGGGAUAUAGGUCAGAGGAUCUGGGAUGAGACAACACUUCUAAGUCAUACUAAUCUGAGAUUUGGGUUUGCUUCAAGGAGAGGUGGGUUCUGACUCCAUCCUGGUAGGCCUGAGUUUCCUGAGAGGUAUCUCAUGAUCAGCCAGUUUCUCCAAAGGCUGUUUCUCCAGGGAUCCUCAAACUACGGCCCGCGGGCCACAUGAGGUGGUGUGAUUGUAUUUUUUCCCGUUUUGUUUUUUGACUUCAAAAUAAGAUAUGUGCAGUGUGCAUAGGAAUUUGUUCAUAGUUUUUUUUUUUUUUUUAAAACUAUAGUCCGGCCUUCCAAUGGUCUGAGGGACAGUGAACUGGCCCCUGUUUAAAAAAUUUGAGGACCUCUGCUUAGCUGCUGACCUCAGCUAGGUGGAGCUUCCAGCCUUCCUAAACCAAAGUACGUCGGCAAAGACCCCCUGGAGGAAUCCAAAAGAGGCAACCUUGGCUUCUCUAUGCCUCACUCUUGCUGUCCGACAAACUCAGACAUUGUUCAAGACACACAGCUACUGUACGAAUUUUCUAAGACAGUGUUUUGCAUUUCUGUAAAUAUCAAGAGAUUCCAAAUAACUGUGUGUUUUAUCUUUGUAAGCAAUUUAGGGGCGGCACCUAUGGCUCAGUGGGUAGGGUGCUGGCCCCAUAUACCGAGGGUGGUGGGUUUGAGCCCAGCCCUGACCAAACUGCAACAAAAAAAUAGCCGGGCAUUGUGGCAGGCGCCUGUGGUCCUGGCUGCUCGGGAGGCUGAGGCAAGAGUAUCGCCUAAGCCCAGGAGUCGGAGAUUGCUGUGAGCUGUGACGCCAUAGCACUCUACCGAGGGCAAUGAAGUGAAACUCUAUCUCUAAAAAAGAAAACAAAAAAAAAAAAUUGCAAGCAAUUUAUGGUAGACCAAAGUCAGCUACUGUAAACUAAUCGUAGAAGAAAUUAGGAGGGGGUAACUUUGACAGAUUGGUUAUGAAAUAUUUGAAACCUGGUCUUAGGUUUGUGCUAAGGAACCUGUACUCAAGCUGCUUUGAAAUCAUUAAAAUAGCACCUAGCACACAGUACCUCAAAUGUUUAAUAAAUGUCCUAUUAAUAUGUGUUAAAAUGAAAAAAAAAAAGAACAAAUGUCAUUAAGGAGAGUUGCUUAAAUCUCAGAUAUUCUCUCUCUGUGUCUGUAGUUUCUCAAAUUAAAUGAACUUUCCACUCUAGGCUUGCUACCUUCUCUUAUUACCCCACUGACAAGAUAAUUACAGUUUACUUCAUGGACGAACCAUACUGUGUAUUCUAUCCUAGGCUUAUAAAUUAGACAUGGGAAAGAAAGGAAGAAAAAAGAAAAAAAAAGGAAGGAAACAAGGAAAAAGGGAAGGAAGGAGAGAGAUUAGAUUUUAAAUAUAUUAUUCUUAUUAAGUUUUUAAACUAUAAUAGCUUUGUUGAAAUUGAAUUCACAUACCAUACAAUUCAUCUAUUUAAAGUGUACAAUUCAAUAGCUUUUCGUAUAUUCGUAGAGUUAGGCAACCAUCACAUAAUCAAUUUUAGAACAUUUUUCAUCCCAAAAAGAAACCCCAUACCCAUUAGUACACUAGUGGUCAUGCCUUGCUUCCUUCUACCCCCACCCCCAGGUAAC
Nycticebus coucang (slow loris) is the source of this 6207-nucleotide messenger RNA. It is a transcript of the gene ENPP6, whose product is annotated as ectonucleotide pyrophosphatase/phosphodiesterase 6. The transcript has 8 exons. Lineage: Eukaryota; Metazoa; Chordata; Mammalia; Primates; Lorisidae. The coding region runs from base 65 to 1387 and encodes 440 amino acids. The record is from RefSeq and is a predicted model, not a curated record.